UUGGCCCUGUUUGUUGGCCAAUAACCAUACUCAUACAGAACAGAACGGAACAGAACACGACGACGAGGCGACCGAAGCGAAGCGAGGCGAACGAGACGAACUGCAACUGCAACUGAAACUAAAAGAACGUAACGUAACGUACCGAGGCGAGCUAAUUGCCAAAUGGCCACGUAGUGCGCGAAACGUAACGUGAACGUGAACGUAAACGUAACGAACACCUAUACCAACACACAAACACUCACACACACACACUCUUACACAUGUACAUGCCCACUCUCAGUUGAGAGUCGUAAUUGUCGCGGUUUCUCGUUUAUCGCUUGGCCAUUUUUUUGUAUCGCUAUGUAAAGCGAGUCGCGUUCAACGAUUGACGAUUAACGAUCAACGGGUAACGAUCAGCGAGUAGCGAGCAACGAUCAGCGAUCCGCGCACAAAAUGGCGUCGGCGCAGGCGGAAACGGAUGUGGUAGUGGCGCCCGAGCAGGCACAAGUGACGCAAAGGCAGCGCAGCGGUGGCACAGGCAAAGGAGCCAGUUCCGGGACAGGAUCGCCGAAGAGUAAUCGCAGUUCGCCGGGCCAGGAGGAGAAGAACAUCAAGACGGAGGAUCGCACUUCCCCAGGAGCAGGAGGAACCUCUAAGGACGAUGAAAAGGACUCGACAGGCGGCGGCCUGGGAGGAUCCUCACCCGUGAGCUCGCCCCAGGGUCGGAGCUCCUCGGUCGCCUCGCCCAGCUCCAGUUCGCAACAGUUCUGCCUGCGCUGGAACAACUACCAGUCCAACCUGACCACCAUCUUCGAUCAGCUACUGCAGAACGAGUGCUUCGUGGACGUGACCCUGGCCUGCGACGGUCGCUCCAUGAAGGCCCACAAAAUGGUGCUCUCCGCCUGCUCUCCCUACUUCCAAACCCUGCUGGCGGAGACGCCCUGCCAGCACCCCAUCGUGAUCAUGCGCGACGUCAACUGGUCGGAUCUCAAAGCAAUUGUGGAGUUUAUGUACCGCGGCGAGAUCAAUGUGAGCCAGGAUCAGAUAGGACCUCUGCUCAGGAUAGCCGAGAUGCUGAAGGUGCGCGGCCUGGCGGAUGUGACUCACAUGGAGGCGGCCACGGCCGCUGCAGCGGCAGCCUCGGAACGCAUUUCCUCGCCCAAAGAAAGUGGUGCGUCCACCGGAGGUGGAGGCCAGUCCAGGACCGAAACCGAGAGGGAUACCGAGGAGCUGCUGGCCUUUAUGCAGCCAGAGAAGAAGUCACGCACGGACUGGGAUCCCGCAGAGCUGCGACUAUCGCCCUUGGAACGGCAGCAGAGCAGGAAUGUAAGGAAACGACGUUGGCCCUCGGCAGACACCAUCUUUAAUGCCCCAGCACCACCGAGUCCACUGAGCAGCCUGAUAGCCGCCGAGCGGAUGGAGCUGGAGCAAAAGGAGCGCGAGCGGCAACGGGACUGCUCACUGAUGACGCCGCCACCCAAGCCGCCGCCGAUGAGCGGCAGCAGCGGAUCGGGCUCCCGCCGUCUCGAGUCAGCCAUCCAUGCUCUGGACAUGCCCUCGCCGGCAGCCACGCCAGGACCGCUGUCGCGAUCCUCGCGUCCCCACUCGCAGAGUCCCCAGCAGCAGUCCGGUCAGCAUUCCCUACCAUUGCCCCUGCCGCUGCUUCCGCAUCAUCAUGCGCCGCCACCUGCCCCACAUCCCGCCCAGAGUUCGGCCAGUGGCCACCACCCGCCUUCACCUGCGGGCGAUUCCCGCUUUCCUUUGGGUCCCUCCGCGGCCGCCAUGGCCGCUGCUAUGGAGUUGAGUGGCCUUGGAGGUGGCCCACCUGCCGAGCCACGUCUUCCGCCUCCACCGCCGCACCAUCAUGGCGGCGGCGGAGUGGGCGUUGGAGUGGGAGGAUCAGGGGUGGCGGGUUCCGGCGGAGGAUCGUCGCUGGCCGAUGACAUGGAAAUCAAGCCGGGUAUCGCCGAAAUGAUCCGAGAGGAAGAAAGGGCCAAAAUGAUGGAGAACUCGCAUGCCUGGAUGGGAGCCACCGGAUCAACGCUGGCAGCAGACAGCUACCAGUACCAGCUGCAGUCCAUGUGGCAAAAGUGCUGGAACACCAACCAGAACCUGAUGCAUCACAUGCGCUUUCGCGAGCGAGGGCCCUUGAAGUCCUGGCGCCCCGAGACCAUGGCGGAGGCCAUCUUCAGUGUGCUGAAGGAGGGCUUGUCCCUGUCGCAAGCUGCCCGCAAAUACGACAUCCCGUAUCCCACCUUCGUGCUGUAUGCCAAUCGUGUGCAUAAUAUGCUGGGACCCUCCAUUGACGGUGGACCGGAUCUGCGGCCCAAGGGUCGCGGGAGACCGCAGAGGAUCCUGCUGGGAAUCUGGCCCGAUGAGCACAUCAAGGGCGUUAUCAAGACGGUGGUUUUUCGCGAUGCCAAGGACAUAAAAGACGAUAGUUUGGGCGCUCACAUGCCGCCCUACGGUCGCCACUCGCCCGCGUUUCCCUUGCAGGACCUCCCACUGAGCUAUCCGGGCGCUAGUGGCGCCCUCGCCGGGACUCCGAGCUCGCUGGCCUGUCCUAAUGGCAGCGGUCCCCAGUCGGGCGUCGGCGGGGAACAGCACAUGUCACAGGAAACGGCCGCCGCGGUGGCCGCCGUGGCCCACAACAUCCGGCAGCAGAUGCAGAUGGCAGCGGCCGUGCAGCAUCAGCACGGGGAGGCGGGGCCGCCGCCCGUUCCGCCGGGUUUGUUCAACCUGCCGCCCCAUCCAGGCGUGGGCGUUGGUUCGGUUUCGGUACCCGGAGCGGGCGGAGGCAGGGCCAGCAUAUCGCCGGCUCUAAGCAGUGGCUCCGGGCCCAGGCAUGCGCCCUCGCCCUGCGGUCCCGCCGGCCUCCUGCCGAAUCUGCCGCCCAGCAUGGCCGUCGCUCUGCACCAUCACCAGCAGCAUCAACAACAGCAGGCGGCGGCGGCAGUGCAUCAUCAGCAGCACCAGCAGCAGCAGGCCCACCAUCAUCUGCAGCAGCUUCACCUGCAACAGCAGCAGCAGCAGGCGGCGCACCUGCAUCACCACCAGCAGCAACAGCAGCAGCAACAACAGCACCACCACCAGGUGCCCCACAAGUCCGGUUUCGGUGCCAGUUCCAGUUCCUCCGCUUCCUCCUCCUCUUUGGUGGGUCAGCAUUCAGCCAAGGCCAAGGGCAGUCCGCUGCGCAGUGAAACGCCGCGGCUGCACUCGCCGCUCGGCGAUCUCGGCCUGGACAUGGCCUAUAAAAGGGACUUUUCGCCCAGUCGUCUCUUUGCCGAGGAUCUGGCUGAGCUAGUCGGUGCCAGCGUCUCAUCCUCUUCCUCCUCGGCGGCAGCGGGAGCUGGAAGUGUGGCUGCCCAGCAGGAGAGAUCGGGCGGAGGAUCGUCGGCAGCAGCGGGAGCAGAUGCACCCAGCUCCUCGAGCAGUGGCGGCAUCAAGGUGGAGCCCAUUACCACCACUAGCGAGUAAAACAGGAAAGAAAGAUGAAAUGAGGAGGAAAAUGAAAAGUAAAAAAGGGGAUAAGUAAAGGAAAUGAAAAGUAUGAUUAGUAAGAGGGGAGAACGAAGCCAACUGAAUUCUGAAGUCCAUCAGAAGCUGCUCCAGCAGCUAAAACGCGGGGAACGUACUCUGAUACCUUGGUUAAUUAGUAAGGAUAUUGAAAUUAAACUAAUUUUAAUUUUUAUAUAUAUUUUUAAAGGUUUUUUUAUGCCUUAUUUAUUUUUAUUUGCACUGCAAAAUAUUUUAAAAAAGGUUUCAAGAUCAUCUUAGGGAAUGCCAAAGAAAUUCUCUAGAGUUUAAAAUAAAUUGAAAAUAUUUUUGAAAGUUUUAUUAAAAUUCAAUCAUCUCGAAUAUAGGAUACAUUUAGGGACUUUUUCAAAUGAUUUUAAAAGCUCAAAAUGUUUUAUGGCACUUUUGCUUACCUUACUUUUGAUUUUUUUAAUAAAACAAGUUAACUUUCAUAUCAUUUUUGAUUAUAUUCAGUUAUUAAUUCUUUAAAAUCUAACCAGAAUAUUCUAAAUUUUAUUAACUGAUAAAAUCCUGUUAAAUAUAAUCGUAUCAUAAAUAAUAUAUAAGCUGUAAUUCACCAUUUUUAUAACUCUCCCUCUUCAUUUACUUUUAAAAUCAUGUAAAUAUUAACCAAAUGUUAAAAAUUAGACACAUUUAAACAGGUUUCUUAAACAAUUAUGUACUCUUUCAGCAUUUUUGUUGAUAAAAUUAUUUAUCUAUUUAUCACUAAUCCGAAAUUAACCAAGGUAUAGGGAAUCCUUGGAGCCGCGCUUUCCUCUAGUUUCCUCCAUGCGAUCUUCGCCACACCUAGUUUCUAUUCCUAGCGUACUUAUUGAAUCAAAAUUGAAAGUAUUAUUAUGUUAUAGUCCAGCAGUCUAACUAAAUAAAUAGCGAUCGAUCUCUUUAGUUAGUAAGCAAACCAACGGCAGCGGAAGCGGAAGGAGGAGACCCGGAACAUUCCACAGAACAGAGCAGAUAAUGAAGCCCCAGUCCCCCCAGAGAAAAAAAAACCAGCAGCAUAAUUAAUUAAUUAAUUAAUUAAUUAAAUGUAAACGAAAUCAAAAGAGUUUAAGCGGAUUUAACUUGGUAAUUGUGUGCCCGACCCUUGUUUAGUCGUAUUAUUAUUACUAUAAUUUACCAGAAGCGAGAGGGAAAAUGUACAAAAUUAUUAACAAGAAUGAUGAUGGCAAAAUGGAAUCAACUAAAUUUAAUGUUUAGGCUUAACAACAAAAACUAAAAACAACAAAAAAAAAACAAAACCAAAUUAAAAAUGAAAAUUCACAAAAAAUGCCUUUCGGAAUUAAAUUCAGCGAUGAAAAAAACGCAAAACAAAAUUAUGUAAAAAAGAAAACAAGAAACAAGUGAACUUUUUGUAAACGUAUUUAUAUACAAGCGAAAUUUUUAGACAAAAUUUAGAAGCGAAAUUUUUAAAGUACAACGAACACUGCUGCGCAAUCCAUCGUCCAUGGACUUGAGGCACUUGAUUUGAGAUUAUUGGACUCCCGAUUCCCGCCCUAACCACUAGAUCCCCCUUCUAAAGUGCCUUUUCUAGCCUUAAUUUGGACUCUGCUCCACUUCUGUCCCGCGUCCGGCUGAGAGGAUGCGCAGCAGGAUUCGUUGGAGGGACAUAAUGCAAGUAUGUUUUGUUGACACCUUUAGGCAAAGACUUUCGGCAACGUUUUUAGGUUUUUGGCAAGCGCACACAAUUGAUGAUUAAUCGGAGACACAAGAGUUAAUUACGAUAACACACAACUAUUUUUGCAUACGCAAGAACUCAUCAUCUACAAUAGCCAUAGCCCGUAUAUAAGUAUCUAUGUAAUCCCCCAUUCCCCACCCCCCCUCAAAUAGACUUUGAUGUUCCACAAGAAACUUAACGAAUUACUUUUCGGAUGUAGGAUGUAACAUAAACAAUGGCGGAGCUAGCAGUUAAUAAAUCUCCUGGAUAUGUGUAUCUUUGUACGAUCUGUCCACAACUCGAACAUUUUCUGUCAACUUUAGUGCAAAACUUUAUGUUCAAAUUAACUUUAAAUGUCGAAAUGA
Messenger RNA from Drosophila kikkawai, 5535 nucleotides. RefSeq names its product bric a brac 1 (gene bab1). Gene Ontology annotation, biological process: regulation of transcription by RNA polymerase II. Gene Ontology annotation, molecular function: protein binding; DNA binding. The record is from RefSeq and is a predicted model, not a curated record. Gene Ontology annotation, cellular component: nucleus. NCBI's taxonomy places the organism in Eukaryota, Metazoa, Arthropoda, Insecta, Diptera, Drosophilidae.